Messenger RNA from Melospiza georgiana, 433 nucleotides. It is a transcript of the gene BLOC1S1, whose product is annotated as biogenesis of lysosomal organelles complex 1 subunit 1. Gene Ontology annotation, cellular component: BLOC-1 complex. Bases 24 to 401 code for a protein of 125 amino acids. The transcript is spliced from 4 exons. The record is from RefSeq and is a predicted model, not a curated record. Lineage: Eukaryota; Metazoa; Chordata; Aves; Passeriformes; Passerellidae. Gene Ontology annotation, biological process: endosomal transport.
UGUCACGUGACGCGGCGGCCGCCAUGCUGUCCCGGCUGCUGAAGGAGCACCAGGCCCGCCAGAGCGAGCGGCGCGAGCUGCAGGAGCGGCGCCGCCGGGACGCCAUCGCGGCCGCCACCCGCCUCACCGAGGCCCUGGUGGAUCACCUGAACGUGGGGGUGGCCCAGGCCUACGUGAACCAGCGCAAGCUGGACCAGGAGGUGAAGACGCUGCAGGUGCAGGCGGCUCAGUUCGCCCGCCAGACCGGCCAGUGGAUCGCCAUGGUGGAGAGCUUCAACCAGGCCCUCAAGGAGAUCGGCGACGUGGAGAACUGGGCCAGGAGCAUCGAGCUGGACAUGAGGACCAUCGCCACCGCCCUCGAGUACGUCUACAAGGGGCAGCUGCAGCCCUCCUGCUCCUGAGGGACCCCCCCAAAACCCCCCCCGGGACCCCC